AUGAGUGGCAGUGAUGACUCGAGCAAGCCUAGUUCCACUGUUGGCAGACUGGCAGCGAUCGGUCGACAGCUGCUACCCAGCUCUGCGCUGUCCACCUCUAGCACGUGGAAAAGUAGCGACGGCGCCACGUCGGCGGCCACUCCAGGAGAGCGACGAGGUACGCUCAGGCUAGGCUCCAGUGUCGAGCUGCCGGUGUUUGCACCUCACGAUGAGACCAGACUGCCAGACCCACGUCUGCUGUUGGACUUACAUGAUCCGGUCGUCAGGGAUCACCUCGAGUGGCUGGCAAGAAAGUAUAGCCUCAAGCAAGACGCGUUGUAAGUAGCAUGGAGAUUGCGCUGGAUGCUCCGCCAAGGCAGCGCGCGCUGACUUUGGACUCGCUCCUGUCAGCCUCAUCUCUCCGCCUGGUCCCUUUGCACGGCGACUGGCACUCACCUUCGCCGCGCUGCUCCAACUACCAGUGGAGCACGUGUCGCUGCACCGGGAUGUGGGCGAGUCGGAGCUGAUCCAGACUCGCAACUUGGCUGGAGGGACCACGCUGACGUACCAAGAUGGACCUGUGGUGAGGGCCAUGAAGAGAGGCAGCAUCCUCAUCCUGGAAGGAGUGGAGCGCGCUGAGCGUGCCAGCAUGCCGCUGCUCAACAAUCUCAUCGAGGUGAGGACAGUCGAUGCGCUACGUAGUCAAGCGAUCAGCUCCUGUCUCGCCUGCUGCUCAUAUAUGCAUCAUCCCUAAUCCUGCAGAACCGCGAGAUGGGACUGGCUGACGGCACUCACUUGGUGCCGAGGAGCACCUUGGAAAAGGCCAAAGCGGCUGGCGAAAAUCAGACGUUUAUCCCAGUCAGCGACGCGUUCUUUGUCAUCGCAAUCGGUUUGCCGUGAGUCUGUCAUGUAGUGCGAGUACCUGCGCGCCCAACUCACGCUGCUACUAUUCAUCCAUCACAUUGUUGUAGGGUCCCGCCUUACAAGGGUUUGCCAUUGGACCCACCUUUCCGAUCGCGCUUUCAAGGUCGAUGGGUCGAGGGGGUCGUCCCUUCCACACUGUCCAAUGUCCUUUCGCCCGACAAGCAAGCCAAGGAGUUAAGCGAUGCGCUCACCCAGCGCUUUUUCGAGUGGGCUUCCCUGGUGCGACUGCACGGCACUGCUGCCACUGCUGACGAGGUGCUGCCACCAGCAGAGCGCCUGCCUAACGUCCCAGCUACUGCUCUGAGCCUCUUGUCGGAUCUCGCAGCGCGCUUCCCGCCAGCAGUAUCUCUCCCACCACUACCCUCGUUCGAUGAGACGGACGACGGCACUCGCCCGACAGCACCAAAUUUGCCCACGGCUCCUCCUCGCAAUGGCGCUCUCCAGGUGCACGAGUCAACCAGAGCGCGGGUCGAAGCUCGCGAGACCGAGCAACUGAAGCAGUAUGCUGAAGAUCAAGCCAAGAACAAGAAAGGGGACGGCUCCAUAGCCCCCAGCACGAGGGCGCUGCUAGGCGCAGGCUACCCCAUGCUCCACACACUCGACCCCACCAGGCGAGAGCUUGCCGCUGAUCUGCUCGCUGCUGUAUCAUUGCACGCUGGUGUUGGUGGUGGAGGCGCAGAAGUGGAGGAAGGUAAGGGUUUGCUGGGAUACCGCGUGACUGGCAUCGUGCGGGCCGCAGACGACGCAGCGGAUGCCACGUUCGAGCAGGAGCAAGGCCGCAAGGUGACUGUACGCGUCCCCGCUGGUCCUCUGCAGCUUGCACCGCUGCCAUUGGUGAGCAAUGAUAAAGCGGCUCCCAAUGGACUACUCUUCACCCCACGACUAGCGGGCGUCAUCACGAGCAUGCUUCAGCUGCACGCCGUCGGCCGAGACGUUAUCCUUCUGCCUUCUGCGCUGGCUGCAGACAAAAUCAAGGGAGAGGUGUCUCCUUCGUCAUCAUCAAGCACGUCCACUUCUAUAGGUCUGUUUGCAUCUUUGCUCGGCUAUCCGCAUGAAGGCGUUCAUCUGUAUAAGGAUCUGGGGGGAGGAGAGCUCAUCGCUCGUCGAGCGACCACCAAGGACGGCAGCACUACCUGGGAAGCCGCGCCUCUGCUCCGUGGCGCGCUCUCUGGAACGCUAGUCCAUCUGUCCGGCAUCGACGUCCUGGGCCCCACCCUUGGCGCCUUGGCUCGUCUCACCCAAGACCGAGAAGCUGAGCUCUGGAGUGGCGGUCGUGCAGCGUUACCAGGCGCUCUGCCGUCCGUCGAAGGAACCGACAUCGCAGAGAAGCGCCUCACCACAAUCAAUCCCUCUUUCCGCGUCAUUGGCACAGCAUCAUCCUCCAAGCCGGAAUGGCUGAACGAAGAAGCCUCCGCUCUUUUCUCUUUCGUCGCACCUGCCCCAAUGUCUGCAGCAGAGGAGCUGAGCGUCAUCGUUUCUCGCUCUGGAGCCAGGCCGGCGCAACUCGAGCCUCUGCUAGCCUUCACGGCUCGGUACCGUGCUCUGGCAGCCGAUCCUGCGCUGGGCUUGCAAGCCUCUCGUCGACUUGGAACCAGAGCUCUAAUUCGCAUCGCCACUCGCAUCACCCAGUACCCCUGGACGGACCUUUAUGCCACUUUAGCACGCACACUACUGAUCGAAUUCCUGCCUCGCACCACCGCAGCUCUGGUUCAAAGCGCUCUGUCUCAGACAGAGUUGAGGCCCCGUGGAUCUGAAGGAGCUUUCCAAUAUGUUCCUCCAGAGCACUUGUCCGCGCCAGAGAUCCAAAACGGGGUGCUGUCUUUCCGCAAUAUCAAUGCUCCUGGAGCUCAAGACAACCCGCAAGCUGGCGUGGUAAACAUCCCACUGUAUGAUGCAGCGAGCAAAGAUCCAGCAGGGCUUUCACUUGUGCCUACCAUGGAGCACUUCUACGACAACCCAGCUCAGAGCGCUCUAUUGCGCGACAUUGGAAUUGACUUGCUCGAGAAUGACGUGCUGCUGAUGGGCAAUCAAGGAACGGGAAAGAACAAGCUAAUCGACCGGCUCGCCAUGCUCAUCGGCCGACCAAGAGAGUAUGUACAGCUGCACCGAGACAGCUCGGUUUCGAGCAUUUUGCAACAGGUGCAGCUUGUGGAUGGUCAGUUGACUUUCUUGGAGAGUCCGCUAGUCAGAGCCAUUCGCACGGGACGACUUUGCGUCAUCGACGAGGCAGACAAAUGCCCAGCUUCGGUCACUGCAAUUUUCAGAUCCCUGGUGAGUUUGCGAUGUCAGGUCACAGCUUUGGAAGAUGUAUCUCACUCCUCUCUAUUUGUCUCAGGCCGAGCGCCGUGAGCUUACUCUACCAGACGGAAGGCGCGUACGACCUGAAGGCUCGCUUGGCAGCGACAAAGAUGUCGUCGCACAUCCAGACUUCCGUCUCGUGCUGCUUGCCAACCGACCUGGGCAUGGCUUCCAAGGCUCUGACUUCCUCAGCGUCAUCGGGGAAGGCUUUGCGAUGUUCCAAAUUUCCAACCCUUCGCACGAAUCCGAGGUUGCUCUUCUGCGGCAAGUUGGACCUCACGUGGAUCCUAAACUGAUCAAACAGCUAGACCUGGCUUGGUGCGAUCUGCGUGAUCACUUCGAUCAAGGUAGCUUGCAUUAUCCUCUGUCGAUGCGAGAACUCAUCCACAUCGUACGCCACCUUGAGCGAUACCCGGCCGAGCAACUGGUCGACGUGCUGCUCAACACGCUUUCAUUCGACCUUCAAAGACCUGAAGUCAUGGAGCUAGUCGCUCGAACACUUGCUAAGCGUGGGCUCAAUGUCAAGGGUCUCAGCCUCGCCGCUAUUCGCCAGAAAGAAGAGGAAAAGCAGAAAGUAGACGCGGGUCGCGUGGAGUUUGACCCUGAAUCUGCUGGCCGGUGAGUAGAAGUGUAGCAUCCUCGGCUGGUGUUGCUGCGAACACAUACUCACCCAUUGCAUGGUCUUGUGCCCCUCCAGUGACACCAAUCUCGAUAAGCCAAAGGAGGGAAAGACUGAUCCUGACAACAAGGAGCACUCCGGCGGAAAUACUUGGCGAGGAGGUACGGGUGGUCGCGACACUGCUGGCUUGGGUGGACGAGGCGGCUACGAACGCCUUUACUCUGGCCAUGAGAUCAAGCAGAUUCCCGAUUCACUCAAGCGGGACGUGCCCGAGCACAUAAAGGAGCAAGCCAGACAAAUGGCAAAGGAGGCUCUGGCGAAGAAGCUUGCAGAGGAGGGGAUGACUGCUCAUGAAGGUGCAACGCGUGAGUCGAGCUGGUGUGAGCUUCACCACGCUUCUCGCACUGACUGAAGUGGUCACGCACAGUGCAAGCGUACAAGCUAGAACUCGCCCAGCACAUCAACAACCUCGUGCUCACGCUCAACCAAGUACAGACAGCUGCUAAAGAGAGACAGUGGCUGAAGCGCCAAGAGGAAGGUCAGCUCGACGAGUCCCGUUUGACGGAUGCUUUGACGGGCGACAAAGGAGUGAUGAAGCGAAGAGCCGAACAACCCCCCGACCCCUUUGCGCCGCAGACCAAGCCAAAGCGUAUCCGCAUCCUAGUCGAUGUUAGCGCAAGCAUGUACUCGAUGCAGUACGACGGCAGACUGGAUCGCGAACUCAAGACUGUGCUCAUGGUCAUGGAAGCUUUUGCUAGGACCGAACCUGGCAAGUAUGUCUAUGACAUCUGGGGUCACUCGGGUGAAUCGGACCACAUUCCUCUCGUCAUGGCCGACAAGCCUCCUGCCUCCGCUGGAGACCGCUGGCGCGUGCUUCGUGACAUGACUAGUAUUACUCAGGUGAGUACUGAAAUCGCACGAUUCGAGCUUCUCCAAGCUUGGCGCUAUGUAGCUGAGACUGCCCAAUCUAAUCUACAGUACACCAUGAGCGGCGACUCUACUCUCGAAAGCAUCCGCUGGGGCUGCCGAGAGUUGACCAAAGAAGAAGCGGACGACUACUUUGUCAUUGCACUUUCCGGUGAGCUGCAUGACAUCUUGGCCAAUUCCAGACAGUGCCGAGUGACUGAACACUGCCAACACUGAACACUGCCAACUUUCUUCCCUUCGAAAGACGCUAAUUUGGGCAGGUACGGCAUUACGACGGAUAUGCUCGCCAAAGCACUCAGAAGCAACGAAAAGGUGAGGCUGCUUCGAUGAGACGAUCUUGUAUCCGCGUUGGAGCUGACAGCACAUCGGAAUUUGUCACCGUGAUGCUUCAAGGUCAAGGGCAGCGUUAUCUUUCUAGACGGCCGAUCAUCGGAAGGCAAGCAGACAGCAGCACAGCUGCCCGGAUGUGAGUAAUGACAUGAUCGGACAGCUUUUCAAGCUCUGAGUGCUGACCGUAUAGCGCACCAUGCGCCGUGAUCCGUGCACACCGCAUGCAGUGGCCUAUUCGGUCAUCGAUCUUCGUCAGCUGCCUCAGACUUUUGGAAGCUUGUUGGAAGCUGCUCUUCAUCAAUAG
Messenger RNA from Ceraceosorus bombacis, 5381 nucleotides. Lineage: Eukaryota; Fungi; Basidiomycota; Exobasidiomycetes; Ceraceosorales; Ceraceosoraceae. The record is from the annotation of a GenBank genome assembly.